Sporothrix brasiliensis 5110 is the source of this 3111-nucleotide messenger RNA. RefSeq lists its product as uncharacterized. Lineage: Eukaryota; Fungi; Ascomycota; Sordariomycetes; Ophiostomatales; Ophiostomataceae. The coding region runs from base 1 to 3111 and encodes 1036 amino acids. Gene Ontology annotation, molecular function: zinc ion binding. The transcript has 2 exons. The record is from RefSeq and is a predicted model, not a curated record.
AUGCCGCCAUCUAUGCCAAUCCAGCCCGACACGCCCAUCGCUGUUAAAAUCGCGGUGGAAGACGACGUCAAGGCACACAAGAAGACCAAGAUCCCCUAUAGAGUUCUUGCAGACGGCCUGCCGGCCUUGGAACAGAAGCUUCGCGAGUUCCUUGCUGUUCCCGAACGUACGCCAUGCCAUUUUGAACGAUUCUCAGACUCGGCCGGCAAGAACAUCCCUCUCGUGAGCACAAACCCGGCUGCAUACCGGCAGCUACUGCGGGCUGCUAAGGCCAAGCAGAAGCUUAAGCUGCGUGCUGUCUUCCACGAGACCGAGAGCGCAACGCCCGAGCAGACUACAGCUGAGGACGCGCCCAAAUCGACGGGUCCUCGCCCUGUCACAAUCGAGGACAUCCCGGAAGCAGUUCCAAAUGCAUCAUCCACACCUGCUGCCACUAUCGCUGGCCCGGCCCCAACUCCGGCCGCCCCGUCAGCAGAAGCCUCCACUACAUUGGGCUCUGUGCCGGCUACCGCCGCGGCAUCCGCUGUGGCCUCCGCCGCGGUCUCCGCUAUCCCAAUUGCGAGCUCCUCAAAGGCCUCGCUCAAGAGCGCCUUCGCAGCUCUGACAGAGUUCAAGGAGAAGCCCCACGAGCUCACUCCCGAUGUUGUUCAGCGGUGCAUCGACGCGUACCCCGACAUUCCUGGCCACUUCCCCGAAGGCCAGACUGAGACCGAGUGGGAGAAGGAACUGGACGAGCGUUACCAGGCGACCAUGCGGAGCAUGGCCCAGAACCACCAGAGCCGCCAGGAUCUAGCCGACCGCAACUUGGCUAUCGUGGAAGCAUCCAUUGCACAGAUGAACCUCAACUCGAACACCAGCGGCAAGCAGCCUGGUCCGAUCCCGCCUCAGUCUGGUUAUUACCACGAUCCGUUCUCGACGUUCACCUUCCCAGCCAGGACUCCCGUCAACCCUCUCGCAGGACCGUCGACACCUGCUACCUCGAAUGAGGCCCAGAAGCCCAAGCCCAUCCCGGUCGCCAAGUACACGCGUGACUAUCCGUGUACCUGGGCCCACAGCAACUCGAGCGCGACCAUUGCCUCUCCUACGCCCAACCUUGCCACAAAGGCCACGCCCCCUGUUGCUACCUACGCCACAGUGACGGCCCCGCGUGCCGCCUUCACUGUGUGCUGCAACUCUUGCGAGCGCAAGAUUCCGGACGCCCACUACCACUGCUCGACCUGCGAGGGUGGCGAUUUUGACCUUUGCGAGACCUGCAUCGAGCUUGGUAUCACAUGCUACAACCCGGAGCACUGGAUGAUCCGUCGCAACAUUCAGAACAACCUGAUUGUGAACAGCACGACUGAGCGCAUCUCGCCUAAGGCGAAGCCUGCCUCGUCUGCCACCACGUCGGAGAAGGUUGCGGACAAGGCUCCUGUGACGUCUACAGAGAAGGUACCUGCGGUGGCCAGUGCUGCUAAGGAUGUCAAGCCCACUACCGCGACUACGGAUGAUGCCGCUCGCACGAAGGCGUUCCGCAAGUACCAGAUCCGCACCUGCAACAACUGCAUUCGUGAACUGCCCGAGUUCGAGUUCCUGCAUUGUACUGAGUGCUUCGAUUUUGAUCUGUGCAAGGCCUGCUUCGUGAAGAACGACCACGGCCACCAUCCCAAGCACGCCUUCCAGCCCGCUGUCAAGGGCACUGAGUUCGGCUGGAACGUGACUCGCCGCCUAUCUGCCGGCCGUGGCUACCGCCACAACGCUGUGUGCGAUGGCUGUGAGGCGUUCAUCACUGGUGUGCGCCACAAGUGCAGCGACUGCCCCGACUGGGACUACUGCUCCGACUGUGUCUUGAACGCUGGUUUCAUUCACCCCGACCAUCGCUUCAUCCCCAUUUAUGAACCUCUUGCUGAGGCUGUCAUGACAAAGGAAGAUGAUCAGGUUAUCCACAACGGCAUCUUCUGCGACGGUCCCCACUGUGCUUCCAACGGCCUUUUCCACACCCCAAUCCGUGGUAACCGCUACAAGUGUGCCGUGUGUGACAACAAGGACUUCUGCGCCACCUGCGAGGCCAGCCCCAACAACACUCACAACAAGACGCACCCUCUUAUCAAGUUCCGAACGCCAGUCCGCCACGUUUUGGUGACGACCACCGGCGAGCACGACAACGGUCGUCGUAUGCCCACCAUGGGCGACCGCCGCCCCAAGAUGUUCACCUCCCUUGCCAACAGACCUGUCAGCACCCCUGCUGCGGAGACGAGCAGCCUGAGCGCCAACAAGGUGCAGACGGUUUUGGACAUGGAGCCGAGUGCGGCCCCUGCCAACACCCCCGCCACCUCUGCUGAGCCUGUGGCCAAAGAGGAGGUUAAGAAGGAGGAGGUGACGAAGGAGAAGACUGUCCAGGAGGAGCCUGAGGCUAAGUUGAUCGGCAACCUCGGCGCCACCUUCAAGAACGAGACUGUUUCGGACGGCACUUGGUUCGCCCCAAACCAGACCUUUGAGCAGACGUGGACCCUGCGCAACACGGGUUCCGUUGCCUGGCCGGCAGGUUGCUGCGUCACCUUCGUUGGGGGUGACUACAUGGGCCACGUUGACCCGAACAGCCCGGCCGGCAUCCAGGAGCUCGUGUCGUCGUCCGAGUCGACCAUAUGCUACAAGUCCCUGGCUCCUGGCGAGGAGGCUCCCUUCACGAUUCUGCUGCGCUCUCCCUCGCGCCUCGGCCGGACCAUCUCGUACUGGCGCCUGACCACCAAGGGCGGCAUCAAGUUCGGUGACCGCCUGUGGUGUGACAUUAACGUGCGCGCCAAGGAGGAUGUUGAGACCAAGGCUCAUUCCGCCGAGAAGACCGUCGAGAAGGUUGAGAAGGCUGAGCCGAAGGCCGAUGAGAAAUCGGAGGCCACCAGCGAGAGCCAGAUGAUCUUCCCCAAGCUUGAGACGGAGUCGCCGGCGGACAGCAUCCAUGAAGCUGUGGAAUCGGCUCCCGCUAAGGAGACUACUGCCCUCGACUUUGAGGACGAGGAGGACUGGACUGUUGACAACUCGGACGACGGCUUCCUGACGGACGAGGAGUACGACAUUCUUGAUGCCUCUGACGAGGAGUCUCUGGUGGGCGACGACACGAAGGCCCGCAAGUAG